AGCGUUUGGUGCUCGCAGCGGAAAAACGCGAACCAAGCAGCCGGAGAACCCAGAAAAAAGAGUAGUAAGCAAAGAAAAGCUGGGAAAAACUUUGAAAACGGGCGCGCGAACAAGUGAGCAGCGGCAGCGGCAGCGGCAGCAGAAUCAGAGUCAGCAGCCGAAGUGAAGUCCAGUCGAGCGUAAACCAAAGUGCAAAUGAAAAAGUGAAAACAAAUUGUGAAUCAAUCAGUUAAGAUAAACAAUGAAGGAUAGCUGGACUCGGCGGGAAUUUCGAUAGAAGCCGAAUCGCGAAGGAUAAACUUUUGGCCCGCUAUGCCCAGGAAUCGUGCGGUUGCGAGGAGCGCGGCUGUAGACACAGAUAUAGAUUCAGAUUCGGACUCGGAUAGGAAUACAAAUUUAUUUGGCGCUCGAGUUGAACAUGUGCCAGAGCUGCGGGCUGCUUGGAGCUGACUCUGGUAAAACCGCGACGAGGGCGACGAUGCUACUUGAUUUCGGCCAACCCAAAUAAACAGGCGAGGCGAGAGCAGACCACCCACCCACUCAAUCACAGACACAGCCGCAGAAAAGCAAACAAAUAAGCCAGGCAAAGCAGCUCGCUCCCAGCAGAAUGGCCGCGCCCAUCGACGAGAGCGUGCUGAAUGCACUGAGGGGCGUGACCUCCGCCCACACCCGCCUGCCCAAGCCGCUGCUCAUCAAGAUCUACGUGGCCAGCCUGAAGCGGGAGUUCAACCAGGAGCGCCGCAUGCUCCUCGAGCUGGUGGGCCCCGAGCUGCAGUCCCUCUACGACGACCGGCAAAUUGAGCUCGAAUUCGUGGACAUGCAUUUUGGCACUGGCGACCCGGAGGUCAACCAGUUGGACCGGGAUCCCUACCUGAUCCACGACUAUCUGCACGAGAUCGACACCUGCCACGCCCACACGAAGAGCGUAUUCUUCAUGGUGCUCGUGGGCGAUGGCAUCGGCCGUACUCUUCUGCCCACGGAAAUGGAUGAGGACAUCUUUUCCGCCAUUCUGACCGAUGAGCAGACCACGGCUGACCAUGAGGCACUGCUGGUCAAGUGGUACGAAAAGGAUGCAUCUCUGCCGAAGCGACAGCUCAAGCAGGAUUAUCGACUGAUGGCCGCGGAUGCCUGGCUGGCCGAGUCCCAGCAAAUGCAGAGAUUUUUCGAGCAAGCCUUUCAAUCGCUGGUCCAAGGAGCCAGUGCAUCAGGAAGAGCCGCGGACUUCGUGGAGCGGGUGCAGCAGCACCGACGCACGCAGAUCGAAAGGGAGGUCACGCAGGCCAUGUCUCUUUCCAGCGAGAAAAUCCUCGCAGUUUUCCGAGAACGAGCCGCCCAGUGCACCAAGCGGGAUGUAGAAGCAGGCGAGCGGUUGCGGAAAAUUAAGGACGAACUCACCAUGAACCUGUCCACGGAUAAUCACACCACUCUUGUAGUACCUGGCAGUGCCGCCAGCGAGGCCAUCGACCCGGACAACGAGGACCACGAGUCCUACUUGAGCAAGUUCAAGAACAAAGUCACCGACAAGCUGCGCCUGCUAAUCGAGGCGCACAUAACCAAUGAUCCCGACGUAAUCAAGGGGAGGAAAAAGACUGUGCAGGAAAUCUUUCACGAGCACGCGACGCACCUGCGCAUCCUGCGGGAGCACACGGACAGUGCCGCUCUGGAGGAGUCGCGUGUGCCGCAGCAGCUCCGCCAGAACCUGAUGGCCAACUUCCGGAAUGGCAGUCGGCAUGCGCCGUACUUUCUCUGCGGCGCGGAUGGGAGCGGCAAGAGCGCCAUCCUGUGCCACCUGUAUGGCCAGGUGGGCACCUGGUUCGGAUCCACCCGCGUUCACCGGGUGAUCCGCUUCGCCAAGGCCACGCCCCGCUCCGCCUAUAAUUUGGAGCUACUGCGAGUGAUCUGCCAGCAGAUCUCCAUCAUCUUCAACAUCCCGGAGGGCUAUCUACCCAAGGACGCCUCCUUCGAUCCGCUGUACAUCAACACGUGGUUCCAGAACCUGCUCCGCAAGGUCGAGGACAUGGCCAACGAUGUCCUGUUCCUGUUUAUCGACGAUCUGCAUCUGCUGAAUCCCCUGGACUGCGAUAUUGUGACGGCUCUUUCGUGGCUGCCCACCUCGUUGCCCUGGAACGUGCAGAUCAUCUGCAGCUCCACCACGCCCGUGGAGCAGCUCAAGUUCACCCCCAUGCAGCGGGAUCGCUUCAAGUCCGGCGAGUAUCAGUUCGAUCUGAACCUGGGUGACCACGCCACCCGCCUCAAGAUCCCUCCGCAAUGCAUUCCGGGAGAUGUGAGCUUCUCCCUGUAUGUGGAGCAGCAGUUUGACCGGCUGGAACGGCACUACGGACGGCAGGCGGUGGGCGAUCUGGCCUCCUACGUCACGUGCUCCGAGUACGGACUGAGUGAGACGGAGCUGCUGGAGCUGCUUAUGCCCACCGACGAUCCGGAGUCGCUCAUCGAGACCAAGAGCGGACACUUCAGCUUUGCCACCUUCAAGAAGAUCCACCGCGAGAUGGACCUUCUACUGCUCCUGCACGACAAGAUUAUGUCCGGCAAGGUGCUGAUCCAGUGGCGGCACAACUACUGCUCCGCGGUGGCCAAGAGGCGCUAUAUGGACGUCCAGAGGACGCGCAGCCUGCACUGCGAGCUGGCCAACUUGUUCUUUCCCCAGGACGAGGACGAGAGCACGCUGGAGAACGAGUCCAAUCGCAGCGAGACCAAGUCGGUGAUCAGCAUGAAGGAGAAGGACUCCCUGUCGGCGGUGUCGGCCGUUUCCACCGGCCGGAAGUCCUCGUCCACCCACCACAACGACGACACCUCCACCUUCUACAACCCCAUUGCGGCGGACGUGAGCUACAGCAUGCGCCACGUGGAGGAGAGCUGGCACCACCUGAUGCGAUCCGACGACACCACCCGGUUCAAGCAGAUCGCCGUCUGCAACUUCGACUUCCUGCUGGCGGCGGUGCAAACCGUGUCCAUCAGCUACCUGCGCUGCCUGAUCGAGCACGUGCGCUGCUACAUCCUGGACAGGGACAUCGAGCUGAUCUACUACACGAUCCGGAAGUCGAGCGACGUCCUCACCCGCGACCCCAUGCAGCUGGGCUCCCAGCUGAUAUCCUGGCUGCGCCCGAUCAGCGAGCACGACGACGACGACAACUCGCUGCUGAGCAUGACGGUCCGCUCGGCGACCGCCUGGUGCGACGGCUAUGCCGUGCCGCUCCUCGUGCCGCUCACCGGCUGGCUGCCCGCCCCGCUGCCCUCGCAGAUCCGAACGAUGACGGUGUCCGGAACGGGCUGCAUCCGCUCUGUGUGGUUGGCCCCGUCGAAGCAGCACCUCAUCCUGGCCACCAAUUCCGGCGACGUCCAGCAGUGGCACAUCAUGAGCAACUCGCUGGAGCACAUCUUCAAGGGUCACACUGCGGCAGUCACGUGCCUCCUGGUGGCCCCCCAGACGGAGUCGGAGUUGCUGCUGACCGGCUCCGAGGACGCCACUGUUUUUGUGUGGCACGUAGGGCUCCGCGAGCGGCGGGCGCACAUUAACAACGCCCACUCGGCUCCCAUUACGGGCGUGGCAGCUGGCGCCAAUAACACGCUCAUCAUAAGCAGCAGCGAGGAUGCAACCAUCGCCAUCACGGACCUGGCCAGCGGCAAACUGAGACAUCGCAUCACCCACCACCGCGGGCCGGUGACUGGGAUCCUGGUGGCCGGAGCCUGCGAUGUCCUGAUCUCGGGCAGCCAAGACAGGACCAUCUGCGUAUGGGACCUGGAGAACUUCUCCCUGCUGAACAUCAUGCAUAUGACGAGCCCCGUGCUGCGCAUCGAUAUAUCCUGGAAUUCGGUCUUUCUGUUGGCCUUGUGUGAGGACAAUGCGCUUUACGUUCGCACUCUGGCCACUGGCAAGGAGCUGCACACUCUCAAGGGACACAAGUCGAAGAUCCGUACAAUCUGCAUCGGCAAGGACAGCCAGCGGUGCGUGGUCGGUUGCGAUGAUACGCGGGCCCUGAUCUACGACAUGCACGCCGGGAAACUGGUGAGAUCCCUGCCUCCGAAUCCCGGGCCGGUGACCGCCGUGCACGCGAUGGACAACGACGACUUCCUGGUCACCGUGGGCGGCAACAAGAUCACCUUCUACUCGUUCCGCAACGAGGAGCUCUACGUGAAUCCCUACUCGCGUCAUCCGCGCCGCAAGCGCAGCCUGAAGCGCCAUGCGCAGGCGCAGCGGUCGCCGUCGACCACAUUGCCGCCGAUCACCUGCUUCGAUCUGUCCCGCGACUCCCAGCAAAUGGCCAUCGCCUCCGGCCGGAGCGUCCACCUGAUGCGUAUCAAUACGCCCGAGUUCCAGUGCACCUUGGAGGGCCAUUCCGCCGGGGUCUCGUGCCUGAAGUUCGCCCCGAAUGGCGAGUUCCUGGCCACCGGCUCCGAGGAUAGAUUGGUGCUCAUCUGGAACCUCGCUUUGAGUGAGAUAAGCCACACCUUUAAGGGCCACACUGCACCGGUGGUCAAGGUGGUGGUGCUGAUGGACUCGCUGCGGGUGAUCUCCACGGAUCGGGAUUCCAUGCUGCUCGUCUGGAUGGCCCACUCGGGCAACCUGCUGCAGACCAUCCAGGGUCCCUACAAAAGUCUGGCCGUUACCAACAACAUGCGCUUCGCCGCCUCCACCAACGGGGACAACACCCUCAAGAUCUGGUCGCUCACGCAGGAGGACGAGAAGUACUCCGUUUCGCACUCGGACGAGAUCACCUGCUUCGAGAUCACCGCGGAUAGUGCCCACAUCAUCAGCGGAUCACGGGACAUGUCCCUGAAGGUGUGGCAGGCGACGGGCGGCAAGCUCAGCCAGGUGCUGGUGGGGCACAGCGAUGCGGUCACCUGCGUCGCCGUUUCGGUGAGCAACAAGACCCAGGUUUUGUCCGGCUCCAAGGACAUGAAUCUCAUCCUCUGGGACCUGCUCACCGGCGAGGAGGUUCACACGCUGGCAGGACACCUGGGCCCAGUGAUUGGCGUUAAAGUAUCGGCAGAUGGAUCUACGGCAGUUUCUGGAAGCGACGACAAGACCCUGAUCGUGUGGGAGACCAAGCGCGGAUUGGCUUUGACCUCGCUCCAAAUGCACGUGCCCUUCACCCACUUUGACAUCAGUCUGGAGGUCUCCCGCGUCCUGGUGCAGCUGGUGGACAGCUACAAUCUGCCCGUGAUCUGUCUGCACAACACCCCGGCGCAGUAUGUCAAGCUGCCCACGUAUUCCGGUCCCAGCAAGGAUGUAGAGGAUCUGCGACCCCAGGGCCCCAAGCGGCAGAUGAAGCGGCUGCUGAAGAAGGAGGUCUCCCUGGACACGUACACCUGGCAGAAGAAGUACGGCCACCUGACCUCCUCCGUGAUGAUGGCCCAGGUGGAUGAGCGCCUCAAGCGGCGCUUCAGCGUCUCGGCCAGCAUGGAGGAGAUCUCGAAGAUCGCCGAGACGAAGACCGGUGCCUCCCAGGCGAAUCUGGGACCGGAGCAGGCGGCUCUGGCCCAAUCGCAGCACUUUGACCAGCUGGAGGCCUUGUGGAACAAGCGAUCGCCGCCCAGAAGGCGUCACAAUGCGGGUCUCUCGAGGCAAACCUCGCUGGUGGAGGACCGUCUGGAGUCGUCGGACGACGACGAGUACCAGGACGAGCGCGCAGGUAUGUUGUCCGCCUCCUACGAUAACAUCCACCACCUUGCACGUUUGCCCGGCCUCCGAUCCCUGCACGAUGCAUGGAAGACCAACAGUCUGCGGGUCCGCACACCCCGACGAUCCAAGUUCUAUGUGAGCACACCGCCACCACAGAACUCGCAGAACAGCAGCAGCUUGCGGCUGGACACCCACACCCACAUCCACACUCACUCCCAUGACCGGACAGCCGGACAGUGUACGGCAGAUGGGGUGGCCCCUGACCUGGUCAGGGAUCUCCUGGUGGCGCCACCCGCCGCCCCGGAGUCCCCGCAGAGGAUCUCCCUGCGCCAGCUGCUCCAUUGGCCCAGCCUCAAGUCUCGAAUUUGGCGUCGCAGCCAGCGGAACUGCCAUUCCCUGCAGCCGAACACCCGGCUAAAUCCGCCCGAGCGACUCCGGCCCACGCCCAUCAUUGUGGUGGAGAACUACGACCUCCGCCGUGUGCAGCAGCUGCGCACGGAUCUCAUCCUGCAUCCGCAGACGAGCAGGGCCUCCGUGGGCCACAUCGAGGUGGCCGGCAGCGAGCAGCUGCUGGCCAAGAAGGCCAACUACUGGCAGCGCCACUGGCACCUUCUGCGCCACAAGGCCAGCCGAUCAGAGUCCAGUCACCCACGUACACUUCGGGAUACCAGCAACUCCCAUUCGAAUAACAGCACCCCCGAUCCCACGGCCAACUGCAAUGACUGCGUGGCCCAAUGACAGUCAGCGGUGACCCACCCAACCACCGACCGAAUCGAACCGCCACACCACCAAUCCGCACCACUUCCGUUCUCCAGCACCCUUUAGCCACUCUCUUUUCGUAGUUCUGGCCAUCCGUAGUAGUUGUUCGCUAUUAGUCAACUUUAACGUAUUUAUUUGAAUAAAUUUCCACAAGGUUUAUUUCGUUUUAUUUUGAUUGCUCGUUCAAUUACACCCAAUUAUCUAUGGUCAAAUUAUCCGGAAACAGUGACCAGGUGAGUACAGUGCGAAAAAACGGAAGACUGAAAAAAGUGGUUUACAAAUUCAUAUAGGUUCUAUCGAAAUGGUUUUCAUAAGUUCAAGGUAACCAGGAAUUUCAAUUAAAGUAGUUCACAGAGAAAAAUAUUGAAGCACAUUGUUCUUGAUUUAAGAAGAUUUGUUCUUAAAGCAGUGAAGGCACAUUGAGAAUUUACUCAACCACUUUUUAAUAAGGGUUCACUACUGACAAGAAAUUAAAAACGUUUUAGCUUAAAAAAUGUAGUGCUAUUUAAAAGCAUAACUUAAACACAGAUGAGAGCGUCAGAAAUCUCUGUUCUCAAGAUCAUAGCAUAGAUAAAUCUCUUCCCCUUCAAUAAGAAGUGUUAAAAAAUGGUAAAACAAAGCCAACAUUUUUGUAUCUGUCUGACCAUUACGCUGUAUUGUUAAUCCUCGCACCGAACUUGUAAAGAAGCCCGUAGAUUUAAAGUUUAAAUGGCGCCUGGGAUACAUGUGAAACCGCUGUAAUGAGAGUCCGUUGAUAAUUAUAAUUAGUUGCAACCCAGGUAAUGACAAGCCAACUCCGCGUGUUUUCGACUGUAAUGGCUUUCGAGCAAAUGGCUGCACCAUGAAUAUUAAGUGCCCAUCCGAGCCGUGGUCGUGCUCAUUUCGCACCGGCCAAUGGAAUGCAAAAAUUGCAAUCAAUAAAUUCGCAACGCGAUUAACUCGAUAAGCAAACAAGAGACCGGCGCAUCGCUGGCUGGGUAAUGAAUUGAGCGAAUUAAAAGCAAUCACUUUCAGUCGAGCGGAAUCGAAUCGCCCGGAACGGGGUCAGGGACUUGUGGGUGGUAUGCCCCUACCGUGUCCACUGAGGUAAGCAGCUCGUUCUCCAAGCUCUACGUUUUGUUCAUCCAACCCUUUCGGCAUGUUUUGCUAUCAGUCAAGUAAGCUGGAAGUACCCAUGUGGAGGAGUCGGAAGCCAAGACGGAACUUGAGCCUGUGUACCAUAGCCAUGGGUGUACUCUAAGAGUGUGCCACAUCCGCUUUCGUUCUCUAAGUAUAUGUGUUUCCACUUUCGACUCCUCUCGAUUUUAUAACGUUUUUCGCUCUCUCGAUGUGUAUAUACUGUAUACUUACGUAUCCUCCUGUAUAUUUAAGUACUCGUUUCGUUUCAAAGUUGUUGUCCAGUUUGGUCACAGUUCUGCCGCUAAACCAAAACGAAUAAUGCAAUAUGGAAUAUGAAAACGAAGUUCCCAUUUUCCAUUCCAACUAUCCGAACCACAACUCCGAAUGAACCACCACCACCACCACCACAACCAACAGCCACCGCCCACAGUUCGAAAACCAGUUCCCGCAGCUCACUGCUCCCCUAAACAACUGCAACCGGAACAGUAGCAGCGGCGGCGUGAAAACUAAAAACCAAAAUCUAAAUAAAUAUAAUAACCAAUCCAAAGAGGAAUUCUGGGCAGAAUAAGAGCCCUUAGCUAAGUUUCCCCCACUCGAUUGGCAUGUUAUCUCCAGUGUUUCCGAAUCCAAAUCGCAGCUAGUUCACCGUAUCGAGCACUUUGCAAGAACCCACCACAGACACAGGCACCCCAAAAUUGACUAACCCAAUCUGGCUAAUUUCGGUUACACCUUACUUUUCUAGAUGACUUCGACGAUUUCUUUCAGUGGGGCUAGGCAAUGUAGGCUAAGAUUGAUCACGUUGUUGUUACUAGGGCUUAGAGACACACUUACCUUUCGAGUAAUACGGGCAUACCUCAAACGCAAAUGCUGAAAACAGAAGAACUUUUGAGAAUUCUACACAGUUUAUAUAGAGUACUGGUAAAAUAGCAUAAAUAUAACCGAAGAACCACCACACAGCGCGGCUGGCCAGCUGGAUGAGAUCAAGUAAGUAUGCCAAGAGGCACCAAAAUAGCUACACACAUCCCUUAGCCGAACCACUAGAGUCAGUUCACAUAGAACCUAGAGCUUAACCAUCUUAUUUUGGCCACUUUGGCCGCAGCGAAAGCCCUUUGCUUUGAUGUCUCGUGCAAGUAACGUUUAUUUGAGAUGCAAGAUGCGUAGAUGCCAGCAAGUAAUUCGGUGUUGGGCAUGUCACUCUGGCCAAACCAAAUGCCAGCUACCACCAAGACAUUCUAAAGAACAUUCCCAAUUUGUUGUCGAUUUACGCAGAUCAUUUCGCUUCAGGAGGAGGAGGAUACCACAAGGGAUAAGUCCUGAGGCGGCAGCUAAGUGGAGCACUUAUCCGAAACGGCAAGCAAUAAGUGGGCACACGAGCCUGACACACAACCCAUCUCCCAUUUCUCUAGUAUAUCUAUUGCGUAGAUGUAAAACAAAAUAACUUAGUUGAAUCUGAUAAACCACCGUCUCAGACUUUGUAGGAACUCUAGCGUUAAGUGAGCCAACCUAGACAUUUUAUUGUUGUAGAGUGUUUUACGUACCUACCAACCCGAGCUAAAUGUUAAAUGCAGUAACCUAGUAUCUGUUCAAAUGAGAAAUGCAACAAAGGAUCUCUCUGAAGGGGUAAAAAGCGUAACUAUGCUUAAAAACACACGUGAAACACACAGAAGGACACGAAGCCACACACUCAGACAGGCACAAAGACACACUGAAACACGUUGAUGGAUAAUUAUAGGGUUAAGCAAGUGUAUAUAUUAAGCCCCCAUGUUCGCUGUAGCGUUAGUAUUACCCCGACCUCGGUUCGAAUCGCACUUUUUCGGGUCCUGGGCUUGCACUUCCCUCGGAUAUAUACUUCAAUAACUUUCUGACAAUCAGAGGUUCUAGCCUGGAACGAAAAACCACACGGAAGCAACCAAGAAAGCAACUCUACACUGAGAACGACAAACGAAUAUUUCUACACUGGAUAUUUCUAUGCAUGCCACAAGUGAAACUUUGUUAAACUAAGCAAUUAACGCCUAUGUAGCGUAGUGUAGUGUCCACCACUCUGUAGCUGAGCCACCAAGAGCAUCUCCCGAGGAACUGUGCAUCUGGAGCGCAGACGGCAACCGAUCGGAUAGCGAUACAUAUUGACUACUGAUACAUGUACACCUUGUCUAUGUCUAUUAAAUCGAAAUUAAACUCAACUUUACUGGAGAACAGCAAAA
Messenger RNA from Drosophila biarmipes, 9720 nucleotides. RefSeq names its product protein qui-1. NCBI's taxonomy places the organism in Eukaryota, Metazoa, Arthropoda, Insecta, Diptera, Drosophilidae. The record is from RefSeq and is a predicted model, not a curated record. The coding region runs from base 608 to 6379 and encodes 1923 amino acids. The transcript has 18 exons. Gene Ontology annotation, molecular function: protein binding.